AUGGGUGUAUGUUCAUAUCUAUCUAUCUAUCUAUCUAUCUAUCUAUCUAUCUAUCUCAGCCUAUUCAUAAAUAUCUAUCUUAGCCCUAUUAAUAUCUAUAUGUCUAUCUUCUAUCUAUCUAUCUAUCUAUCUAUCUAUCUAUCUCUGUUCGUAUCUAUCUAUCUAUCUAUCUAUCUAUCUAUCUAUCUAUCUCUGUUCGUAUCUAUCUAUCUAUCUGUCUGUCUAUCUAUCUAUCUAUCUAUCUAUCUAUCUAUCUCAGUCUGUUCGUAUCUAUUUAUCUAUCUAUGCCUGUCUGUUUAUAUCUAUCUUGUGUCUUUUCUCUCUCGCUCUCUUGACGCUUCAUUUUUCUCUAUCUUUUUUCUUUUGCAUUUCUUCUCCCCUUUUCUUACUUUUUAUCUCUUAAUUUCUUUUUCUUUCUUUACUUUCAUUUAUAUUCUUGCUUUUCUUCUAAACCUUAGAUUACUCCUUUUCUUCUUUCUGUCGUUCUUCUUUCUAUAUUUUUCUUUGUCGUCUUCUUUUUAUCUUCUUUUCUUUAUCUUCUUUCGUUCUUUCUUUUUCAUCAUCAAUUUACUCUUAUUCUUACCUUUUUUCUCUUCCUUCUUUUGCCUCUUCUUUUUGCAUUAG
Messenger RNA from Acanthosepion pharaonis, 624 nucleotides. The record is from the annotation of a GenBank genome assembly. Lineage: Eukaryota; Metazoa; Mollusca; Cephalopoda; Sepiida; Sepiidae.